Molecule: messenger RNA, 3371 nt
Organism: Clunio marinus
Lineage: Eukaryota; Metazoa; Arthropoda; Insecta; Diptera; Chironomidae
Source: the annotation of a GenBank genome assembly
UUGCGAGCAAAUGAGAAAAAAGACUCUGAUGCUUAUCAUACUGUAAAUCUUGCUGCAAGUAAUAAAUAAGAAAGUGCUCGUUCACCGUAAAUACUUAAGUUUAAUAUUAAAAGUUAAAAAUGUCAUCUAGUUUGAUAUUUUAUCACGCUCUUGGAUCACCACCAUCUCGUUCAUGUUUGAUGCUGCUAAGAAAGUUGAAUUUAGAUGUUGAAGUGAAAUUAGUUGACUUGUCAGCUGGUGAACAAAAUGAUCCGAAAUUUCUCAAGUUAAAUCCGUUACAUCAAGUACCAGUGUUGGUUGAUGGUGACUUCGUGUUAACAGAAUCGCGAGCUAUUUUAGCUUAUUUACUGAACAAGUUUCAACCUGAAAGCGAUUUGUUUCCACAAGAUCCAAAGGCAAGAGCUGUCGUUGAUCAAAAGCUAUAUUACGACGCCACUGUUGUGUUCGAGAGUUUUGCUCAAAUAGUCCGUUCUGUUCUGUACAAAGGGAAUAAGAAAAUCUUAAAAGAAGACCGAGAGAAGCUCGUUAAUACUCUUAACUAUCUCGAUAAUCUUCUCAGCAAAACUCAAUGGUUCGCCGGUAAUAACAUCACAAUCGCCGAUUAUUCUAUUUUGGGAACAAUUACCACACUCAAGGAGUUUGGAUACGAUUUGGCAAAGCAUUCAAACCUCAAUGAUUGGUAUGGAAGAUGUCAAUCCUUUCCUGGCUUUCAAGAGAAUGUUGACGGAUCGCCGCCAUCACGAGCUGUGCUCCAAACAAUUCGUGUUCUUGGCUUGGAAGUUGAAGUGAAAAAAUUAGAUUUGAUGAAAGGAGAAAAUUUGACUUCAGAAUUCCUAGGAAUAAAUCCUUUGCAUCAAGUUCCUGUUCUCAUUGAUGGAAAAUUCGUGGUUGCAGAAUCAAGAGCUAUUAUGACGUAUUUAAUCAACUCUCGAAGACCUGAUUGUGAUUGGUAUCCAAUGGACCCUAAAGUUCGUGCAAGAAUCGACCAAUUACUUUAUUUUGAAGCUAUAAAUUUCUUCGAACUUGUGGUUUCAAUCUUGUUAUAUCAUACUCCCGGAUCCCCACCAUCUCGUACUGCAUUAAUGGCUAUUCGCAAUGUCGGUGCCGAUGUUGAGAUUGUAACUUUGAAUUUGCUGGCCGGAGAACAUCAAACACCAGAAUUCGCUAAGUUGAAUCCGUUAAAACGCGUACCGGUGUUGGUUGAUGGCGAUUACGUUUUGAAUGAAUCAAGAGCCAUUUUGGGGUAUUUGGCCAACUCAAGGAAACCUGGCAGUUCAUUAUAUCCCAGUGAUCCUAAGGCUCGAGGACUUGUUGAUCAAUUCUUGUAUUAUGACGCUGGAAGUUUCUUUGGUGCUAUCGGACCGGUUUUGGGACCAAUUUUAUUCAGAGGUGUUAAGGAAGUUUCAACUGAAAAUUUAGAUCGCUUGAAAGGAGCUUUGGCUCACUUAAACAGCUCGUUGGAAGGAAAGAAAUAUUUUGCUGGAAAUCAACCCACAAUUGCUGAUAUUUCAAUCAUCUCGAACAUGAAUCAAGUCAUCAAUAUGUUUGGACACUUCGGAAACUAUCCCAACAUCAAGGAAUGGUACAAACGAUGUUCAAGUUUACCAGGAUUUGAUGAGAACGCAAAAGGUGCAAAAGUCAUUGGCGAACUUCUUGCAUCGAAGGCUCCCGCUCGUUCUGCAUUGAUGGCUAUUCGCAAUGUUGAUGCAGAUGUUGAGAUUAUAAACUUUAAUUUGUUAACUGGAGAACAUAAAAACCCAGAAUUCGAGAAAUUAAAUCCACUGAAACUCGUACCGGUGUUGGUUGAUGGCGAUUAUGUUCUAAAUGAAUCAAGAGCCAUUUUGGGGUAUUUGGCCAACUCAAGGAAACCUGGCAGUUCAUUAUAUCCCAGUGAUCCUAAGGCUCGUGGACUUGUUGAUCAAUUCUUGUAUUAUGACCUUGCAAGCUUUUUCGGUGCUCUCGUACCAAUAUUGAUUCCAAUUCUAUACAAGGGUGUCACGGAAAUUUUGCCUGAAGACAAAGAAAGAUUGAAAGGAGUUUUGAGUUACUUGAACAGCUCAUUAGAAGGAAAGAAAUAUUUUGCUGGAGAUCAUCCUACAAUUGCUGAUAUUUCAAUCAUCUCAGAUAUGAAUCAAGUCAUCAAUAUGUUUGGACAUUUUGGAAAUUAUCCCAACUUGAAGCAAUGGUACAUAAAAAAACGUCUCGAAUCAAUAAUGACUUUGACGCUUUACUACUCGCCCGUUUCACCACCAUCACGUUGCGUUUUAUUGACUCUGAUCAAUUUAGGAAUCGAAUUUGAUAUUAAAAUCGUGAAUUUGGCAGCUGGGGAUCAUAAAACCUCAUCGUUUGGUAAAUUGAAUCCACAGCGGACAGUUCCCGUAGUGAUUGACGAUGGGUUUGUGAUGAGUGAGUCACGUGCAAUUAUCACUUAUUUAGUGGACACUAAAAGCCCUGACAGUUCUUUGUAUCCCACUGAUCCGAAAAUUCGUUAUGCUGUAAAUCAUAAAUUAUUUUAUGAUGCAACUGUUUUCUCUACACGCUUAGCAGAAGCGAUGUAUCCCAUUAUGCGAGGACAAGAAACUGUCAUCAGUCAGGAAGCUAAAGACAAUGUCUUAUCGACACUUGAUGUCUUAGACAAUUUUCUUGAUGGAAACGAAUGGAUAUCCGGAACUGAUGAAGCUUCCAUUGCAGACUUGUCAAUUUUAGCAGCAUUUUCAACAUUGUAUCAUGUGGGACAAGACAUUUCAAGUUAUCCCAAUCUUAGUACUUGGUAUGAACGAUGCUCAAACUUACCAGGCUUUGCUGAGAAUGAGAAAGGAGCUAAAAUGUUUGCACAAAUUCCACGAUGUUGCGUGCCUACUUUAGUGGAUCACGAAUUUAUUCUUUGGGAGUCUAAGGCAAUUCUUAUUUACCUUGCUGAAAAAUAUGCUAAAAACUCCCACGCAUUAUAUCCGAAAUGUGUUAAAACACGUGCCGUCAUUCAUCAGCGAUUAUUUCAUGAUUCAUCUGAUUUUUAUGUUCGUAUAUUAGAUAUUGCGAAUCUUGCGUUUUCAUCAAGUUCCACUACCACCGUUGCUACUGUUACCGCGCAACAUUGGGAGAAUUUGAAGAAAUCUUUACUUAUUCUUGAGAAUUUCUUGGAAGGUUAUGAAUACUUUGCGGGGAAUUGCAUGACAAUUGCAGAUUUCGCAUAUCUGGCUUCAAUAUCAACUUUAGUUCAUUUUGGCUUUAACCUUUCACCAUACACCAAUGUUAACAACUGGUACAGACGAAUGAGAGAUGUUUCAGGCUUUCAAGAAUGUGAACAGGGAGCCCGAGAGUUUGGAGCUAUUGUCAAAGGCAAACUUACAAAUUUAUUCGAAAGUAUUUAA